Nothobranchius furzeri (turquoise killifish) is the source of this 2046-nucleotide messenger RNA. RefSeq names its product ferritin, heavy polypeptide 1b (gene fth1b). The record is from RefSeq and is a predicted model, not a curated record. Gene Ontology annotation, biological process: intracellular iron ion homeostasis; iron ion transport. NCBI's taxonomy places the organism in Eukaryota, Metazoa, Chordata, Actinopteri, Cyprinodontiformes, Nothobranchiidae. Gene Ontology annotation, cellular component: cytoplasm. Gene Ontology annotation, molecular function: ferric iron binding; ferrous iron binding.
UUGAAAGCAGCAUUGAUAUUAGCAUGACCUUCCGGUGACGCAUGUUUACUAGCCUCGUGUGUCGUUCAGCAUUAACCCGCAUUCGUCUUUCAAGUUUUAUCAUACCAUUUAGCCUAAAAGGCGAAUUAUUUUAUUAUUUAAGCGCAAAAGAGAGUGGGCGGUCACUGGCACAAAAAUGAGUUCACAAAUUCGACAGAACUUCCACCAGGACUGCGAGGCUGCAGUAAACCGACAGAUCAACCUGGAGCUGUAUGCUUCAUAUGUUUAUCUCUCCAUGGCAUACUACUUUGACAGAGACGAUAAGUCUCUACCAAAUUUUGCCAAGUUUUUUAAAACGCAGUCAAAGGAGGAACGUGAGCAUGCCGAGAAGCUGAUGGGUCUGCAGAACAAUCGUGGAGGCAGAAUCUUUCUUCAGGACAUCAAGAAACCAGAUAGAGACGAGUGGGGGAGCGCUCUGGAGGCUCUGGACUGUGCUUUGCAGCUGGAGAAAAGUGUAAACCAAUCUCUGCUGGAUCUGCAGAAAAUGGCGACCGAACACGACGAUCCUCAUAUGUGUGACUUCAUAGAUACACAUUUCCUGGAUGAGCAGGUGAAAUCCAUCAAACAGCUGGGCAACUGGAUCUCAAACUUGCGUCGUAUGGGAGCCCCUCAGAACGGCAUGGCUGAGUACCUCUUUGACAAACACACCAUGAGCGAGGAGGCCAGUUAAACUACUCCAUCUCAGCCACAAACAUGCAUAUAAAAGUUGUUGUUUUAUUUAUGCUUGUCAUCCACAUGCAGAAUACAAAUAUUCAUGUGUGGUCCUGCAACAUGUGCUUCAGCUUUCACUACAGCUAUCAUAUAUUCAUGCUUAUCUAUAUUUCACUGAUCUUGGCAAUAGGGGUAGACCGAUAUAUCGGGCCGAUGUUUAGCGUUUUGGUACAUUGGCCAAUAUUAGUAGUCCUUAGUAAAACCGAUUUAAAGUCAGGCACAUGCUUGGGCUGCCCGGUGCAGUUGCAGAAUUAACUAAUAACAUCUGCAUUAUAAGUACUCUAAAUUAACUUUGUUCAGGUGUCUGACUUUAACACUGCCCAGUGCACAAAGUAAAACUUGAACAGUUAGUUAAAUUCAGAGUUAAAAAAAAGCUGAUCCAGCUACAGAUAUUGUGUUCAUCAACUGAUGUUAUUAGUGACAUUUUAGCAUGAAAAUAAGGGGGAAAGUAUCGCGGUUUGGGCCACUGGCUGACCAUGUCUCUUACUUAUCGGUAUCGGCAAUAGAAAAACCAAUAUCGGUCGACCUCUACUUGGCAGUGAUUAAGUUAGUGCUUCACUUUGAAGAUUAAUUUAUUAAACUCGACUCUGCCACAAUAAAUAUUUCCAGGUUUUAACAUUUCAGGUUCAUUGUUACACCAUAACGUGGUUUAAUUCUAUCUAUCAAUAUAGCCAAAACCUUCAAUUAGACUUAUGUGUGUGUAUAUGUAUAUAUAUAUAUAUAUAUAUAUAUAUAUAUAUAUAUAUAUAUAUAUAUAUAUAUAUAUAUAUAUAUAUAUAUAUGUAUAUAUAUAUGUAUAUGUAUGUAUGUAUGUAUAUAUGUAUGUAUAUAUUAUAUAUAUAUAUGUAUAUAUUAUAUAUAUAUAUAUGUAUAUAUUAUAUAUAUAUAUAUAUAUAUGUGUGUGUGUGUGUAUAUAUAUAUAUAUAUAUAUACACACACACAUAUACAUAUAAUGAAUUACAAGCCAGGAAAUCAAAUAAAAAAUACCACAGCAAAGUCAUACACACAUUAUAAUAGUUGAAAAUUUUGUUAAUUUUUUUGCUUUAUGUUUUGUUUAUAUUUGAAGAAUCUUUACAAUGGCUGCAGUUGUUUGUUUAGAGUUUUCUACACUGACGUGGUCAAGAAAUGAAACAUGAUUAAGCCAGAUUUUCAGAUGAAGAUUAAACACAGUGUUUGACAUUUUUUUUUGUCAAGUUAUUUUUGUUUGAAAGUGUUAAUUUUGUAUUUUUUAACAUGAACAAUUGUACCUACAGUAUUCUUGUAUCAUGAUGGAAAUAAAACAAUGAUAUACAAUUA